AGCUUGAAAAAAGAAGAUGUUUACCAUACUUUCCCGCCAGCCCUGUGAACAAGCAGGCUUCAAGACUUUCUCCAGAACUCCAGUCAUUGUUGCUUUAGUGCUUCUUCUUGUCAGCGUGGUAGUGCUGGUGACUAUUACCCUUGUUCAAAUCAACCAGAGAGAAACCCUCUCUCCAGGCCUGAAGUAUGGUAUAGUGCUUGACGCUGGAUCAUCGAGAACCACGGCAUAUGUGUAUCAAUGGCCAGCAGAGAAGGAGAACAACACAGGAGUGGUAAACCAAACCUUCAAGUGUAGUGUGAAAGGCUCUGGGAUAUCCAGCUAUGGGAAUAACCCUCAAGAUGUACCGAAAGCCAUAGAAGUCUGCAUGGAGACUAUCAAGGGGAAAAUUCCCUCUCAUCUUCAUAAAACUACCCCCAUUCACCUGGGAGCCACAGCUGGAAUGCGACUAUUGAGGUUGCAAAAUGAAACGGCAGCCAACGAAGUCCUUGCAAGCAUUCAAAACUACUUCAAGUCCCAGCCCUUUGAUUUUAGGGGUGCUCAAAUCAUUUCUGGGCAAGAGGAAGGGGUGUAUGGAUGGAUAACAGCCAACUAUUUAAUGGGCAAUUUCUUGGAGAAGAACAUCUGGCACACCUGGGUCCACCCUCAUGGAGCAGAAACUACUGGUGCCCUGGAUCUAGGCGGGGCUUCCACCCAGAUAUCAUUCACCCCAGAAGAGGGGGCAGCCCAGGGUCCCGGCGACACUGUCGAGGUGUCGCUGUAUGGCUACAGGUACAGCCUGUACACACACAGCUUCCAGUGCUAUGGCCGCGAUGAAGCGGAGAAGAGGUUUCUGGCGAUGCUUGUUCAGAAUUCAACCGACAAAGCCAAUGUCACCAAUCCCUGUUACCCUCGAGAUUACGAAACUGAUUUUAAAAUGAAGCACACAUUUGGAAGUUUGUGCACUGAAGCCCUCCGACCAGCGAACUAUGACCCAGAACACCACAUCACCUUUAGAGGAUCCGGAGACCCUGCGGAGUGUCGGGAAAAGGUGUAUUCGCUGUUUGACUUCCAAGAUUGUCACGGCUGGGAUAACUGUUCCUUUGAUGGAAUCCAUCAGCCUAAAGUUAAAGGAACAUUUGUGGCCUUUUCAGGAUUCUACUACACGGUCAAUGCUUUGAAUCUAUCUGAACAUUUUUCUCUGCACACCUUUAACUCAAGCACAUGGACUUUCUGUUCACAGAACUGGGAUCAGCUUCAUCUGAUACUGCCCAAGUUUGAUGAAGUCUAUGCUCGGUCUUACUGCUUCUCCGCUCACUAUAUCUAUCACCUGCUCAUACAUGGAUACAAAUUUACUGGAGAUUCCUGGCCUAAAAUACACUUUCAAAAAGAAGUUGGUAACAGCAGCAUAGCCUGGUCCCUGGGGUACAUGCUGAACCUCACCAACAUGAUCCCAGCCGAGAGCCCUCUGAUCCACGUGCCUAUGAAGCCCCCUGUGUUUCUGGGACUGCUCAUCAUCUCCUCAGCAGUGGCCUUGCUCUGCCUGGUGUUCCUUGUUUACUUGUGUGUGGUGUCACAACUGCAGAAGACCUCUCGUCACGUCAUUGACCACGGAUUUGAUGUAGAAUGAACACCUGAUGAAUAGCCCUGAAGUCGGAGAUGUGAUCUUGGGG
Ornithorhynchus anatinus (platypus) is the source of this 1649-nucleotide messenger RNA. It is a transcript of the gene ENTPD3, whose product is annotated as ectonucleoside triphosphate diphosphohydrolase 3. Gene Ontology annotation, cellular component: plasma membrane. Lineage: Eukaryota; Metazoa; Chordata; Mammalia; Monotremata; Ornithorhynchidae. Gene Ontology annotation, biological process: nucleoside diphosphate catabolic process. The coding region runs from base 17 to 1606 and encodes 529 amino acids. The transcript has 10 exons. The record is from RefSeq and is a predicted model, not a curated record. Gene Ontology annotation, molecular function: UDP phosphatase activity; GDP phosphatase activity.